AUGGCGAACCCACACCAGCUGCGAAGGCAUCUGAGCUCUUCCUCGGAGGAUCUUACUGCCAUGGCCAACGUAAACAGUGGACAGCGCUUCGGGCUGGCACGCAGCGUCUAUGGGGGUGCUGGAGGCUACAACACGCGCAUCUCCGUUGCCCGUUACAUGGGGGGCCCCAGGAACGCCCUCGGGGGGGAGCUGCUUACUGGCAAUGAGAAGAUGGCCAUGCAGAACCUCAAUGACCGGCUGGCAAGUUACCUGGAAAAGGUGCGGUCGCUGGAGCAGUCCAACGCCUCCCUGGAACUGAAGGUCAAGCAGUGGUAUGAAGCCAACGCGCCCAGCAGCCCCCGGGACUACAGUGCCUACUACAGGCAAAUCGAGGAGCUGCGCAAUCAGAUUAAAGAUGCUGAAUUAGACAGAGCACGAUGUAUUCUGAAAAUCGAUAAUGCUAGGCUGGCUAUUGAAGAUUUCAAAAUAAAGUAUGAGGCUGAGAAGGCAAUACGUUUUUCUGUGGAAUCUGAUGUCCAAGGCCUGAAUAAAGUCUUUGAUGAUCUAACACUCAAUAAAGCAGACCUGGAGGUGGAGAUUGAAGAAAGUGCUAAAGAACUGGCUCUCAUGAAAAAAGAACAUGAAGAGGAAGUGAAAAGCCUACGUGGUCAUAUGAACAAAUCCGUCACAGUAGAGGUGGACGCUGCUCCAGGAAGGAACCUUGGUGCUAUCAUGAAUGAAAUGAGGCAGAAAUAUGAAGCCAUGGCCCAGGAGAACCUGCAGAAGGCCAAAGAACAGUUUGAAUUGCAGAUUGGCAGUCUGCAGCAAGAAGUAACAUUGAGCGCAGAGGAACUAAAAGAAGCUGAGGGUCAAGCCAAGAUGUUGAGACAAACCUACCAGUCCUACGAGAUAGAUAUCCGGUCCCUUGUGAACAUGAAAGAAUCUCUGGAGCAGAGACUUGAGGACACCAAGAUUCGCUAUGGCGAGCAACAUGACACCAUUCAGCUACAGCUAAAUAUCCUAAAGGACCAGCUGAUACAAAUUAAGAAUGACACACAGCAACACAUGAAAGAGUACGAUCUUCUCCUGGACAUAAAAACCAGGCUUGAGCAGGAAAUUGCCACUUAUCGUCGCCUUCUGGAAGGAGAAGACGUCAGCAGAGAAGUAGAAAUUCAGCCCAUAGAAGAAAAAGAGUCAAAGAAAAGAAGGAAAAUUAAGACAGUCGUGGAAGAAGUAGUAGACGGCAAGGUUGUGUCAUCUGAAGUCAAAGAAAUAGAAGAAGACAUGUGA
This is a messenger RNA of Sorex araneus (European shrew), 1269 nucleotides long. RefSeq names its product keratin 20 (gene KRT20). Gene Ontology annotation, molecular function: structural molecule activity. NCBI's taxonomy places the organism in Eukaryota, Metazoa, Chordata, Mammalia, Eulipotyphla, Soricidae. The record is from RefSeq and is a predicted model, not a curated record. The transcript is spliced from 8 exons. The coding region runs from base 1 to 1269 and encodes 422 amino acids.